CCAAAAGAUAAAUUACAGAAAAGGUUUCACAGCUAUUACUAUUAACUUAUUUUUUAGAUGACCAACGUAGUAAAAGACAUGAUCCUCACGACUAACAAGAAAAAACAGCUUCUAACCAAAGCCACAAGCAAGAUAUAUGGCCGGCCUAACCAGCUCAUUCAUUGCAGGAAAAACCUUGUCAUUGUCACCCACAACACCAUCAAACCAUGACUCUUAUAUCGUUUUCUCAACAUUCCUCCCAUCCUUCAUCCUCAUUUUCUCAAUUUCAGUUUCAGUUCCCAUCUCUCAAUUCCAAUCAUGUCUCAUAAAACAGAACACUUCUUGUUUCUUAUCAUACUCUUCAUGAUAGCCACUUGUUUUGCACCAUCCCAUGCUGACACAGAUGCACAAGUUCUGUUGAACUUCAAAAGCUUCUUGUCCAAUGCAGAUGAUGCUUUAAACAACUGGGUGGAAAAUUCUAUCAGCGUGUGCAGUUGGAGUGGUAUAAUAUGUGUCAAUCAAAAACUUCAUGGUUUGAAGCUAGAGAACAUGGGAUUAGGUGGCACAAUUAGAGUAGACAUUCUUAAACAGUUGUCCACCUUGAAUACUUUUAGUGUCAUGAACAAUAGAUUUGAGGGUCCAUUUCCUGAAUUCAAAGAGAUUUUGACUUUAAGGGGAUUGUUUCUUAGCAAUAACAAGUUCUCUGGUGAAAUUCCUGACGAUGCUUUUCAAGGCAUGAGAGGGUUGAAGAGAGUGUUCUUGGCAGAAAAUAAGUUCACAGGUGAAAUUCCUAAGUCCCUUGCUCAAUUGCCUAGGCUUUUGGAUGCGGACUUGCAUGGAAAUGGUUUUCAAGGUAACAUACCGGAGUUUCAGCAGAGAGAUUUCAGAGUGUUUGAUUUAUCUAACAACCAAUUGGAGGGUCCUAUUCCAGAAAGCUUAAGCAACGUGGGUCCAAAUGCAUUUGCAGGAAAUCAAGGUCUAUGUGGAAAACCUGUAAGCAACCCCUGCAGCAGUAGCAGCACCCCACCAUCCUCUGGUCAAAACCCACCGUCAGAUCAAAAACAUGAAAACAAGAAGCACCACCAUCUUCUUAUCACUAUCAUUGUUGUGGUGAUUGUGUUUGUCCUGGCUUUAAUUCUAGCCCUCUUGUUCCUUCGUUACCGUCGGAGCCAAACUGCAGAUGAAAAACCAGUGUUGAUCCACCAUGCACAACCCUUGCAACAGUCCCAGAACACCAGUACAGUUUCCAUUGAGAUCAAAGACACAGCAGGUGAAGCAUCCAUGAAGAUUGAAGAUGGAGACUUGAACUUCGUUACCAACGAUAGGGAGGCGUUUGAUUUGCAAGACUUGCUCAGGGCCUCUGCUGAGGUUCUGGGCAGUGGCAGUUUUGGAUCCACCUACAAGGCCAUGGUUGUGAGUGGACCUGUUGUGGUGGUGAAGAGGUUUAAGCACAUGAAUGUUGUUAAGAAGAAAGAGUUCUCUGAGCACAUGAAAAGGCUUGGAAGGUUGUCACAUCCCAAUCUGCUACCUCUUGUUGCAUUCUACUAUGGAAAAGAAGAGAAGCUUCUGGUUCAAGACUUUGUUGAAAAUGGCAGCUUGGCUAGUCAUCUUCAUGGCAGGGGAGGUAGUGAAUUGAACUGGCCAACUCGUUUGAAGAUCAUUAAAGGAGUAGCAAGGGGUUUAGCUUAUCUUUACAGAGAGUUUCCUGAUCAAAAGACACCACAUGGUCAUCUAAAAUCGUCCAAUGUUUUGCUAGACCAUAAAUUUGAGCCUCGUUUGACAGAGUAUGGACUUGGGGCAGUGGUGGAGAAGAAGCAUGCUCAGCAGUUCAUGGCAGCAAACAAGUCCCCAGAGAAGGAGGGGCCAGGUGAGAAGAGUGACGUGUGGUGCUUAGGGAUCCUGAUACUGGAGGUUCUGACAGGGAAGUUCCCAGCAAACUAUGUGAGGCAUGGGAAGGAAGGGAGUGAGGAAUUGGCAUUGUGGGUGGAGUCAAUGGUGAGGGAAGGGUGGAAUGCAGGGGAGGUGUUGGAUAAGAGCAUAAUUUCAAAUGGGGAUGGUGGUGAGAUGGUGAAGCUGUUGAGGAUUGGGAUGAGUUGUUGUGAGUGGAGUGUGGAGAGUAGGUGGGAUUGGAAGGAGGCAGUGGCCAAGAUUGAGGAGUUGAAGGAGAAGGAUUAUCAAGAAGAUGGAAGUGAAUUUGAAAGUGAAAGGGAUCAAUAUUUGUCCUCAUCCAUUGAUUCAGGGAUAUGAUGAUGAUGAUGAUGAUGAUGAUGAUGAUGAUGAUGCAUCUUUGUAUGAGAGAUGAAGAAAGCAAGGCAAUGAGUGAACAACAGCACAUCACAUAGGAAAUUCAGUCACAUGAUGAAUACAUAUCUGUAUUCACUAUUCAGUGUUAUUCUAAUAUAAAAAGGAUUAAAAAACAAUAUUAUCAUCACAUGUAAAAAAAGACAUUUUUUUACUAUAUGUUAUUUUUUUCAUUGAAAGAUGUAAUAAGAGGAGAAAACCAUAAGAUAUAAUCUAUUGUAAUAUAUAAAGGUCGAAUUGUAAUA
This is a messenger RNA of Lotus japonicus, 2525 nucleotides long. RefSeq names its product pollen receptor-like kinase 5. Gene Ontology annotation, biological process: protein phosphorylation. The transcript has 3 exons. NCBI's taxonomy places the organism in Eukaryota, Viridiplantae, Streptophyta, Magnoliopsida, Fabales, Fabaceae. Gene Ontology annotation, molecular function: protein binding; protein kinase activity; ATP binding. The record is from RefSeq and is a predicted model, not a curated record. The coding region runs from base 298 to 2226 and encodes 642 amino acids.